Molecule: messenger RNA, 441 nt
Organism: Oppiella nova
Lineage: Eukaryota; Metazoa; Arthropoda; Arachnida; Sarcoptiformes; Oppiidae
Source: the annotation of a GenBank genome assembly
AUAUUGAAAUAUUUAUACCGUAUUACUUAGGAAUAUGCUCGCAACUUGGUAAAUGCCGAUCGUACCUCGCUAUUUCUGGUCGAUUACACCAAGAACCAAUUAUACGCCCAUAUAUUUGACGCCAAUGACAACACCGACGCCAAUGCCCUGAAAAACGAGAUCCGGUUCCCCAUUGGCUCCGGUAUCGCGGGAUAUGUGGCCAAAACCGGCGAACCCCUGAAUAUACCCAACGCUUACGCCGAUGACAGGUUCAACCGGUCUAUUGACCAGAAAACCGGUUACUUAACCAAAAGUAUACUAUGUAUGCCCAUAUUCAUCGAGGACAAGGUCAUUGGCGUGUUGCAAAUGGUUAACAAAAUCAAUGACGUGUUCACCAAAGAGGACGAGGACAGUUUUGCCGUAUUUGCUACUUAUUGUGGAUUAGCACUGGAUCAUGCCAGG